Molecule: messenger RNA, 1518 nt
Organism: Colletotrichum navitas
Lineage: Eukaryota; Fungi; Ascomycota; Sordariomycetes; Glomerellales; Glomerellaceae
Product: Maf1 regulator-domain-containing protein
Exons: 2
Coding region: 247-1266 (339 amino acids)
Biological process (GO): negative regulation of transcription by RNA polymerase III
Cellular component (GO): nucleus
Molecular function (GO): RNA polymerase III core binding
Source: RefSeq, a predicted model, not a curated record
UAUCUUAAUCUGGCGCAACGCCCAACUCCCGUGACAUCAUUCGACACGUUCGCACUUAGGAAUCCGACGGUUCCAUCACAACAACCUGAUCGCAGCGCGAUACCGGCGAUAAGCUCACUGCAACCCUCAGAUCAUUAGCCAGAGCGCCCUUGGGUUUUGGUCAGCCACUUUACGACAGUCUACGAAUGCCUGCGCCUCAAAGCCUCACCUCAUCUUCUUUACCACACCUGACCCAGACCUAUCAAAAUGAAGUACCUACCGCUGCAAGACUUCGACGCCGUCACUGGCGCUCUGAACUUCAACACCCCCGAUUGCAAUGUCACUGGCGGAUGCGAUCUGUAUACGACCAAGUCGACCGGCUCCGACAAGAAACUAUAUAAAAACAUUGACAAGGAUCUGAGCUCACAACAUGCCGCCCUGCUGAAGCUCGGCGCCAGCCUGUCGCCGCCGGACCGCGAAGCCAUGCUGGCAACGUCUCCCAACAUGCAAAUGUUCUCGCACUCGAGCGCGUUUGGUCCCUUAUCGGAGCUUUCAAGUCGUCGCACAUUUGCCUACCUGAUCGCGACCCUGAACGCGAGCCAUCAGCACUACGACUUUUCUCACGUUCUAAGACCAGGCGACUUCAAAAAGGAGAGAAAUCUGCGGCGGGUGAUGGGAAACCUGGACUCGAUCCUGCAGAAUGUCAGACCCCAUGUUGAGGCUCACCCAAUCGAGCAGGCCACGUCUUCGGAGACGAAGCCGGUGUGGGGCCCACACUGCUGGUCCAAGAUCGAUAAGGAGAUGCGCCUGAACGAGUGCACCGUCUUCAGCUACAACCCGGAUGUCGACCCAUUUGAAGAGGAUGAGUCUGCAAUCUGGGCCGCUCACUAUUUCUUCUUCAAUCGCGCGUUGAAGCGAGUCGCCUAUCUUUACGUGCGAGUCGUUCCCGUCGUUUCUUCACAAUCGCCGCGCUUGCAACCGGCGCUUUCCGGUUCUGUAAAGCGGACGCGCGGUGCCCAGUUUGACGCACUGGGUGCCAACAAGCGCGCCAAGUACUGGCUCGGUAACCGUGACGCCGAACUGGUAGCACCCGACGAAGACGACGAGCAAAGUGACGGCUUCCUAUGGAAUCGAGGUGCCGACGGCGACUUAGUCCCGUUUUCCGACGACGACUACACUGAAGAGCGCUUCUUCUACGACGAAGAGGAGGACGACGAGACCGACUCUGACCCGAAGAGUCCGGUACGGCGCAUGAGCGAGGACGUCGUGGCCCACAUGGAGAUCUGAGGACUACUCCACACUGGCGCAUGACCUGUUCACGCUUCCCCGUUUCUCUCAUGUUUUCAGAGCCAUUAUGACGAAACGGAGUCACUGAUUCAACACCGCUUAUCAGAGCUUGCAAGGGUAGCUCUCUACACCCGCUGAAGCACAACAACUCCACACUGAUGAAGUUGUCACGGCCAGCUCACGACAUGGGCACCAUUCAACGGCCCAUUGUCUUUCAAUUUAUUUUUGUUUUCCCUUUUUUACGUUCGAGUA